Amphiprion ocellaris (clown anemonefish) is the source of this 2452-nucleotide messenger RNA. It is a transcript of the gene gch2, whose product is annotated as GTP cyclohydrolase 2. Gene Ontology annotation, cellular component: cytoplasm. The record is from RefSeq and is a predicted model, not a curated record. Gene Ontology annotation, biological process: tetrahydrobiopterin biosynthetic process; tetrahydrofolate biosynthetic process. Bases 120 to 827 code for a protein of 235 amino acids. Gene Ontology annotation, molecular function: zinc ion binding; GTP binding; GTP cyclohydrolase I activity. The transcript has 6 exons. Lineage: Eukaryota; Metazoa; Chordata; Actinopteri; Pomacentridae.
UAUAAACGCGGCGGCACCGGGAGGAGGAUCAGCUUGCAGCGCAGAGACGCCGUCUGAACCGACUUCAGCAUCUUCAAUUCAUUCGUUCUCGUCUUCCAAGACUCCAGAAGCGCUCCGACAUGAACACCCACCGUGUCAACGACAUCGUGGAGGAGUUCCACUGCAACAACGGCUUCAGCGACCUCAUCAUCGACACCAAGAAGUCCGCCGUGCACCGCAAGCACGAGACGUCCCGCAAAGAGGACGAGGACCAGUCCCGCUUACCUGCGCUGGAGGCCGCCUACACCAACAUCCUGCUGCACCUCGGCGAGGACACGCACCGUGAGGGGCUGCUGCGCACGCCGUUGCGCGCCGCCAAGGCCAUACAGUUCCUCACCAAGGGUUACCAUGAGACCAUCGAUGACAUCCUAAACAACGCCAUAUUUGAUGAGGACCAUGACGAGAUGGUGAUCGUGAAGGACAUAGACAUGUUCUCACUAUGUGAACAUCACUUGGUGCCGUUUUUUGGAAAGGUUCACAUCGGGUAUAUUCCCAAUAAAAAAGUGGUGGGACUGAGCAAGCUGGCAAGGAUUGUGGAGAUCUUCAGUCGGAGGCUUCAAGUUCAAGAACGUCUGACCAAGCAGAUUGCUGUGGGAAUAUAUGAGGCUCUGCAGCCGAAAGGUGUAGCUGUGGUUAUUGAAGCAGCGCACAUGUGCAUGGUGAUGCGUGGCGUCCAGAAGAUGAACAGCCGCACAGUGACCAGCGCCAUGCUGGGAGUUUACCUCGAGGACCUCAAAUCCCGGGAGGAAUUCCUGACUCUCUCCCAGCGCACCGAACAGAAGCCAUAGACCGUUCACUCCCGAGCCUCUACAGGGUUUCUGCAGAAAUCAGCAAGUCAAAUUCAAUGCUUUUUAAUGCCAUUUUAAUGCUAGACUGUAAAAAUUUUAAUGCCAUGACCAUGAACUCAACAAAUUACACGGGUUUGUUUUUUUGUAAAUGAUUUUUAUAUGAAAACUCUCCCUACAUUUCACUCUUUCUGAAUCCAGAAAUCACCCCCUGACCACCCACGGGCUGUAGCCAUUCUCUGAAUUCCACGUUUUCUGGCCAUUUUUGGUGGAAUUUGCGUUUCCCAGCUCUCCUCCACCUGGUCCAGUCUGCUGGACACUUUAAAAACAUGCAGUUUUUCGCAAUUGUCCCCGACCCGCCGGAACAAUUAUCACAAUGCUUCGGCAUGUUUACGCAGAUGCACAUAUCUGACGAAUCGCAGUCCAUAAUUAUAUAUUAUUAUAUUAUUAUUGUCAAAUACUUUUCUUGAAAAACAUUUUUAAUGCCACUGAGAAUCAAAUUUACUGCUUUCAAAUGCCUUUUAAGGCCUUAAUUUUCACAAAAUCAACUUAAUGACGAUUAAUGCUUUUUAAUGCCCUGCAGAAACCCUGCUCUAGAUACAUUAGCACACGAAAAGCUCUUAAAUAGCAGUGGAUCCACAGCUGACUUUCCUUUACAAAGUAUUCUGACUAAUAAAAGAACAUAUCAAGGUGCAGUCAGAUGCAGGAUCUCCAACUCUGCAGCUAACCUCAAUACACUGAUGCCUGAGAGAUUUCAGUCCUGCUGCUGAAAUCCAUUAGUUCAACUCAAUGUGAACACAACACACUCACUUCCAUAGUGCCUUUGCUAGAUACUUUACAAUUAUACAUGGCAAUAUUGUCGUUAUAAACCGUAUGAGUGCAAUAUUGUAACGUGACAAUACUUAAGAUUUGAAUUUUUGUUCUCUGAUGAAAAUUUUAUUGGUGCUUUUGCGAAGUGGUGCUUCUAUGCUUUUCUUUGCAUUAUUGUGUUAAGAAUCCCAUCAUUUUAAUAAUUCACCAAGCUGUGUUGUCAUUUAUAAAUGCAUUUUUAAAGUCUUUGUAUUAUAUGACAUUUGAAAUUGAAUAAUUAUAUCUGUAGUCCAACAAUGUUUUGAUCAGUGACCACUGUACCAUAUAUUAUGAAGAAUCUUUGCUUAAAUAAAAUGAUAUCAACAUUCUUAAAGUUGUAUCCUUAAUUUGUUCAGAGAAAGUUACUGUGUGGCAUUUGUUUUAUACAAGAAGCAGAAAUGGAAAGUUUCAGUGUACAUAAAGAAAACUAAAAGUCUACAACUUUUCAAGUGGCUGCAGGUGUGAUGUUUACUUUGUUCAGUCCUACUUUAGCGUGUUAGCAUGCUGAUAUUUGCUUUAUAUAUAAGUUCAGCUGAGGGGUUGUUUUACAGGCAUGUGAUUGUAAACCAAACCAGGAUCUGAUGAUUCUGGGAGAAAAGAGUUGGAGAAAACACCAAAGUCAUUGUGGUUUAACCUGAGGGGAACAUAAAUACGUGUAAAAAUUUCAUGGAAAUAGGUCAUGCUGAUGGGACGGUUUGUCCAAAACCACAAAUGUGAACCUCGUGAUGGUGCUAAGCUGGAGGAAAAGUCAAAGAAUAAAAUCAAGUUAUUACAGUCCA